AUUGUAAAUAUAAUCAACAAAAAUGUGUUGUCGAGAAAAAAUCAAAUCUCUGGCAAUAAUAUUAUAACAAUAUUAUCACUGAAUACUUCCCGAAAGUCCAUUGAGACCAUCAUUACAUCCAAAUUGAAAGAUAGCCUAAAGUUAAGAGAAGAAUUAAAUGUGAGACCAAUGUCUUCAAUAAUAGACAAGACUAGGGCUGUAAUCUCAACAGACAAUCACCAGAACGACUGUUCCCGACGUAAGAGUAUUAGUGUGUUGGGCGGCGGCGCCUGGGGUACGGCUAUUGCAGAUCUCAUUGGACAUAACGUUACUCUCAACAAACACCUGUUCCACGAAGAGGUCAUCUUUUAUGUCAGGGAUGAACACUUGAGAUUAAUUAUAGAGAAGACCCGUCAAAAUAUACGUUAUUUGAGUGCCAUUAAACUGCCGCCAAAUGUCAAACCGGUGACCUCCCUGAGCGAUGCGGUCACUAAUUGCGAUAUAAUAAUAUUUGUAAUCCCACAUCAAUACAUUCAUUCACUUUGUUUACAAAUCAAUGAUAGCAUAGUCUCCACCCGCAACCCGAUCGGUAUAUCGCUAAUUAAAGGCAUACAUGUGGACAAUGUCAACAAUCUGGAGCUAACCUCACAGAUAAUCAACAGAAUGUUGGGCAUUGAGGUCGGUGUGCUCUCUGGUGCUAAUAUAGCCAUUGAAGUGGCACAGAGACAGUACAGCGAGGCUACGAUUGUUAAUCCGGUUACUGAUAACAAUAAUUGGGAACCAAUACUGAGAUCACUAUUUGAGUGCAAUCACUUUAAAGUGUCUUUUUGUAAGGACGGACCAACCGUUGAGAUAUGUGGUGCCCUCAAGAACGUAGUGGCCAUUGGGUGCGGUCUUUCAGAUGGUCUUGGAUUUGGUAUGAACACCAAAGCUGCUGUAUUAUCGUGUGGUUUGAAAGAAAUGAUUAAAUUUGUCCAACUAUUUCAUCCUAAUUAUCAAUUGUCAACAUUCUUCGAGAACUGCGGUAUCGCCGAUACAAUUGCCAGCAGUUUUGGUGGAAGAAACCGAAGAGUUAGCGAAGCACUGAUUAACUCAAAUAAAUCAAUUGAUUUACUUGAGAGACAACUAUUGGGCGGUCAAAAACUUCAGGGACCGCAUACGGCACAUGUCGUACAUAAGCUGUUGGAACACAAGAAUCUAUCGAAAGACUUCCCAUUUUUUACAUCCAUUUAUCGUAUUUGCAACCGAUCUAUGAAUCCAAAAGAUUUCAUUAAUUCUAUACAAACCAGACAUUGA
Messenger RNA from Oppia nitens, 1275 nucleotides. Its product is annotated as glycerol-3-phosphate dehydrogenase [NAD(+)], cytoplasmic-like. Gene Ontology annotation, cellular component: glycerol-3-phosphate dehydrogenase (FAD) complex; cytosol. The coding region runs from base 169 to 1275 and encodes 368 amino acids. The transcript is spliced from 2 exons. Gene Ontology annotation, molecular function: glycerol-3-phosphate dehydrogenase [NAD(P)+] activity; protein homodimerization activity; NAD binding. The record is from RefSeq and is a predicted model, not a curated record. NCBI's taxonomy places the organism in Eukaryota, Metazoa, Arthropoda, Arachnida, Sarcoptiformes, Oppiidae. Gene Ontology annotation, biological process: glycerol-3-phosphate catabolic process; carbohydrate metabolic process.